AUGGACUCAAUAGACUUCAAAACAAAUCCUCUAAAUCGAAUAAUCGGACUUUCAGUUAUAUUAUCUGUCGGAUUCUUGCUAGUAAUAUUAGCAGGAAUAUAUGGGAAUUGGUUUCCCAUUGUAAUUGGAAUCAUAUUUGCAGUGGCAUACCUUCCUGUGGCUAUUACAAGGAGAGUCACCAGUUUUGAUCCAUUUAGCACACCCAAUACUAACGUAUUGGCAGAACUGGCACAGUUCUUGUCAGCUUUCUUGUUAGUUAGUGGACUCUACUUGCCAAUUGUUUUGCACCAUUCGUUCAUAUUAACCACCACAGCGGCAACAUUGACCAUAAUUGGUGGGGUCUUAAUUUUCGGAACAGUCUACACAUUCAGUCAUUAUUUCGAUGAACCAGCUGAUGAGGAUGGGUUAGGAGAUUUGUGA
Molecule: messenger RNA, 420 nt
Organism: Lodderomyces margitis
Lineage: Eukaryota; Fungi; Ascomycota; Pichiomycetes; Serinales; Debaryomycetaceae
Exons: 1
Coding region: 1-420 (139 amino acids)
Biological process (GO): late endosome to vacuole transport via multivesicular body sorting pathway
Cellular component (GO): Vps55/Vps68 complex; endosome
Source: RefSeq, a predicted model, not a curated record